Messenger RNA from Hyla sarda, 753 nucleotides. It is a transcript of the gene HOATZ, whose product is annotated as HOATZ cilia and flagella associated protein. Gene Ontology annotation, biological process: cilium assembly. The transcript has 6 exons. Bases 17 to 571 code for a protein of 184 amino acids. The record is from RefSeq and is a predicted model, not a curated record. NCBI's taxonomy places the organism in Eukaryota, Metazoa, Chordata, Amphibia, Anura, Hylidae.
CACUCUAACGCUCGGUAUGCGCAGCUUUCACUUUGACACGUUCUUCCCACUGCGCUUGCGCAGCGUCUCGUUUCUAUGGCAACGAGCCGUUCCGUGUAAACAAAGCAGCAUGGACGGCCCGGAGGAUCCCGGCUAUGAUGAUUACACGGUGUUCGCCGGGUCAUCCGAACACGACGUGAUGUGCAGCCGGAUCUUCUGGAACUCGGUCACCCUGCAGCCUCCGCUGGAGUCCAGACUGGUGUCCGGGGACGUGGAGCAGAGGCUGAGAGCUGCCAGGGAGGCCAAGCCGCGAAAGAAUGACACACAACAGGAACUGGAUGAACUCAAAACACAGUAUUUUUUAUUGGAAGCACAGAGAGUGCGAGAUGUAGAACAACGGUCUGUCUAUAUGCAAAAAGCUAAAAGAAGGGAAGAAAUCAUUGCCCUGCUGAAAAAGCAAAGAGAAGAUCGUAUUAAGAAAGAACUUGUAUCUUUUGGGCAUAAACCAAAUAUCCACAUAGAGGAACAAAGAUUACCCACACAUGAUGGAGAGACAAUAGAAGAUAUAAAGACUGUGAGACAGCUUGACUAACUGUAAGGGGACACAGACUUGUGCAGGUUUUGGGGACAGUCUUUUUUAUAUCUGAACAUCUUUCUAUAAGUUUAUUCCCCAAUCCAGUCUAUUUUUACCCACAAUAUUUGUUUUAUGUGCCCAUAACUCUUAUAUCAUGUAAUGAAUUGCAUAUUUGAGUGUAUAAUAAAAUCUAAGAUGUU